Messenger RNA from Andrographis paniculata, 364 nucleotides. RefSeq names its product protein LIM1. The transcript has a single exon. The coding region runs from base 17 to 364 and encodes 115 amino acids. Gene Ontology annotation, biological process: systemic acquired resistance. The record is from RefSeq and is a predicted model, not a curated record. Lineage: Eukaryota; Viridiplantae; Streptophyta; Magnoliopsida; Lamiales; Acanthaceae. Gene Ontology annotation, molecular function: fatty acid binding.
CAGUAAAAGUUCAAAUAUGAAAGUUCAAGAAACCAAGGCCUUACCUUUGUUGUUGAUUCAGGUGCUGGUCAUGGCUGCUCUCGUGCACGAAAGCGCGGGUCAUCUCUGCGGGAGCACCUUUUUCGCGGCCCUCGUUCAGCUCAUCCCUUGCAGGGCUGCCGUCGCUCCGUUCAGUCCGAUUCCCCCAAGCGAAGCUUGCUGUGCUUCGGUGAAAGCUCUAGGCCAGCCUUGCCUCUGCGUGCUUGUCAAUGGACCUCCGAUUUCUGGUGUCGAUCGAGCUAUGGCAAUGCAACUCCCUGAGAAGUGCGCGGCCAAUUUCGAACCAUGUAGGUUCUAUUCUAACUAUCUGCUAUUUUACAAUUAG